AAUCAGUGAAGACAGCGAGUAGCAGCCAAUUAGAGACAGAGUAGGGCGGGUCAUGGCUUCACCAUCCUAGUGGAAAAAAUGGGCAGUUUGGCUCGUAGAUACUAGUUGGUGCGCAUCAGGGCGGAUUUAGAAGUGGGUAUACAAAAUGCUGACUGAAAAUGAAGUAGGUAUACGCCGUAUGUGUAGGCAAUCUCAAUAAUCACAUUUUACGAUGGGCGGCUUCGUUGGAGCUUUGCGCCUCUAAAGGGAUGUUUACGGUAUAAACGCGUCGUUGCCAGGACAACAAGGGUUUCCAGUCUAUGGAUCGGAAGGAAGCUGCACGACAACCAAACGUUUGAUGGCACAAAAACACACUUAAAGUACAUGAACCGCUACUCAUCGGCCUCGUUAGUUUGAUUUACAAAGUUGGGCUUUAUUUCCUGCGUGGAGUCGCCUACUGUCGUAAAUAUCAGCUGUGGUAGUGAUGGAAACCCCGCUGGAAAACGACACUUCAGGCGGACAGUCAGAACAGCCAAAAGCCUCCGAUGAAGCGGUUACUUUCAUGUCCAGCAUUGAUCCUGCAGAGCUGCAGAAGUGUGUGUUUGCAGACUCUUUGGUGACUGUGUCCGAGGGCGGCCGACACCUGGGGAACUUCAGUGUGACAGUGGAAUUUGCCCAUAGAGUCCAGCAGCCUUGUAUGUUAGUCCAUGCUCAAAGCCAAGGAGCCAUUGAUGAUUCCCCAUGUGGAACAACGGUGACAGCCUACAUUACAACAGACCUGGAGGUACUGGAGGAGGAUUAUCAUGAGUAUGUAAAGCUCGAGGGCCACGGUUUGGAUAAAAGGUUUCACAUGGUGCAGCGUGAUGGGCAGAUGUUAAUCAAUAAAGUUACCACUGUUGGGGAGGAGGUGACAAAGGAGAGUGUUUCUUAUCCCAUGUCUGACCUAAAAGGGCUGAUAACUGAGGGCUCCAACCUACUGCUGAUGCGUCUGAUGGCUUUGAGGACAAAAAUCCCAGAACACAUGAGUUUCAUCUCCAUCAACCAGGACUUAAACAUCAUCUGCACAACCUUUGGUGAGCUGGGUAUGAAGCAGCUGGAGGUUGGUGCUGAGAGUGUGGAGGCGUUCGGGUUGGAGAGGAUUCUUCACUCUGUGGCAGACAGUCCCACUACCUGGCACUGCUACUUCUUGUCUGAUGGGCACUUGGUGCGCAGAGUGCAGCUGGGAUCACCUACAACCAUGAGGCUUCAGCAGCUGCCAUCAAAGCAAGAUAGAGAGUUUGACAAGAUCUCCCUGGUAUGGGAAGAAGACAUGCAGAUGCGCUCCAAGUUCCUGGACAGAAAGGAGGAGCUGAAGGCAGACCACGCCUCUUAUCUGAGACAGCAUCCUGAGAUCCGUACGCUUAUAUCUGACUUCUUGCAGUUCUUGCUUCUGAGAAAACCGGAUGAUGUUUUCCAGUUUGCCCAAGAGUAUUUCCUCCCAUUUGCUUCCCGUCAUCCUCCAGAACUUAUCCUCAAAGCCUCAUCAGUGUGAAUACAGAACAAUCUAGUAUUUUUUAUAAUGUUUUUAACAUGCUUCUUUCAUACCUAUUCCUGAGUGACAGAUGACUACUGGUAGAAAGAACACAUUAUGUAUGACAUUACGUGUACCUGAGCUGUGUGAUCUCACCAAAAAUAAUACAAAUAAAGUUUGUUUGAGGCACAA
Messenger RNA from Sphaeramia orbicularis (orbiculate cardinalfish), 1681 nucleotides. It is a transcript of the gene catip, whose product is annotated as ciliogenesis associated TTC17 interacting protein. The record is from RefSeq and is a predicted model, not a curated record. Bases 464 to 1510 code for a protein of 348 amino acids. Gene Ontology annotation, biological process: actin filament polymerization; cilium organization. The transcript is spliced from 10 exons. NCBI's taxonomy places the organism in Eukaryota, Metazoa, Chordata, Actinopteri, Kurtiformes, Apogonidae.